UGCUCCACGCACACACAAUCACAGAGCCCCCCAAUCCCUCCGUGGAUUAAACUAGUUCCGCAAAAGCAGAGAAGCCACCGCCUCCCUCCUUGGUUUUGCUGCUCGAUCUCCUCUCUCUUUUUUUUCUUCUCUCUCCCCCUCCCUCCCUCCAUCGCUCGCCGUAAAGAAGCCAUAGGCAGGCGGAUAGGAGAGGAGCGAGUAGCGUAGCAGCUCGUCAGGGUGCGGAGGAGAUCGAGUGGAGGGGAAAGAGAAAAAAGAGAGCAAUCGAGUGUUUCUGCUCCCCGGCUGGAAAGUAUCCCAUCUUUUCUUUUCCCUGGGGAAGCUGAAUUGGUCGAUUGAUUCGCGUGCUGUGUGUGCGUGCGCGGUCAUGGCGACGAGGCGGAGCUAGCCAGUGGAGGAGUCACGCUUCUUCUUGAUUUCUUCGGCGCCGAGGGGAGAAUUAUUGGUGUUUGGGAGGUAGGAGGGGUCCGGGAGCAAGCUAGCUGAUGUACGGCUCGCCGGCGUCCAAGGAUCUGAACCAGCCGCCGCCGCCGAUGAACUCCUCCGGCCUCCUCAGGUACAGAUCGGCGCCCAGCACGCUGCUCGGCGAGGUCUGCGAGGAGUUCCUCCAGCCCGGCCCCCGCGCCGCCAGCCCCGACGCCGCCGCCGCCGACAACGUCUUCUCCCGCUUCCUGGCCGACCACCAGAUCCGAGACACCAAGCCGCCGCCGCCGCCGCCCGUCGCCCCCGGGGCCCACUUCCCUGAUGACUCCGCCAUGGCGUCCCAGCAGCACCAGCAGCAGAUGAUGUUCCACUCCCAGCAACAGCACCAGCAGCAGAUGCCCCCCGUCGGCGUCGAGGGGCUCUACCGCACCGUCAGCUCCGCCGGGAUGGACUCGGCCGCGGCGGCCACCGCCGGCGGCGCCAGCAGCCUACUCCGGCAGAGCAGCUCCCCCGCCGGCUUCCUCAAUCAUUUGAACAUGGACAACGGGUACGAGAGCAUGCUGAGGCAAGGCAUGGGCGUCGGCUUCCGGAACGGCGCCGCCAACGCCGCCGCCGCGGCCGUGGACUCCUCCGGCGGCGGGGGCGGCAGGCUCAAGGGCCAGCUCAGCUUCUCGUCGCGGCAGGGGUCGCUCAUGUCCCAGAUCUCGGAGAUGGGCAGCGAGGAUCUCGGCGGCAGCAGCCCCGAGGGCGCCGGAGGCAGCCGCGGCUACAUCCCCGGCUACCCGAUGAGCUCGGGGUGGGAGGAGUCGUCGCUCAUGUCGGAGAACAUGUCCGGGAUGAAGCGCCCACGGGACUCCUCAGAGCCUGCUGCCCAGAACGGGCUGGCGCACCAGUUCAGCCUUCCCAAGACCUCGUCGGAGAUGGCCGCCAUCGAGAAGUUCCUCCAGUUCCAGGACGCCGUGCCCUGCAAGAUCCGGGCCAAGCGCGGGUGCGCCACGCACCCCCGCAGCAUCGCCGAGCGGGUGAGGAGGACAAGAAUCAGCGAGCGAAUCAGGAAGCUGCAAGAACUCGUCCCAAACAUGGACAAGCAAACCAACACGGCUGACAUGUUGGAUCUGGCUGUCGACUACAUCAAGGAGCUCCAGGAGCAGGUCAAGGUGAUCAACGAGAGCCGCGCCAACUGCACCUGCUCGGCGAGCAAGCAUCAGCAGUACUCUGGUUGAGAGAAGAAGCUCAUCUCUAGAAGAAGCUCCACUGUACAAGACCUGGAGAAUUUAGAAACAAGAUUAUUUGGGGGAAGUGUAAUGCAUGGUAGUAGCUUUUCGUUUUCUUUGCGGUUUGGGUAUAAGCAAGCAGAGGCAGGAGGGUGCGCAAUGGAGCAGUGGCAUCAUCAAGGAUUCAAGGAAGCAAAGGGUGGAGAAGGGAGCAAGGGGAAGGAAGAUGGAGGCCGGAGAAAGAAUUGUACAGUAUAGUUUUUGCUGUAACUUCGCUAUAUCUGGUGCAUUCCCAUAGAAAGUUACUGCCAUUGUUGUCAGCACUGCUGCAGGGAGCUCUAGGCUGCCGUAGCCUCUCUCUCUCUCAUUUAACACCAUCACUACUCACGCGGUCACAGUCCAAAAACCAAUAAAAUAUCGCACCGGCUUUGCUUC
Messenger RNA from Aegilops tauschii subsp. strangulata, 2072 nucleotides. Its product is annotated as transcription factor bHLH130. Gene Ontology annotation, cellular component: nucleus. NCBI's taxonomy places the organism in Eukaryota, Viridiplantae, Streptophyta, Magnoliopsida, Poales, Poaceae. Gene Ontology annotation, molecular function: DNA-binding transcription factor activity, RNA polymerase II-specific; protein dimerization activity; RNA polymerase II cis-regulatory region sequence-specific DNA binding. The record is from RefSeq and is a predicted model, not a curated record. Gene Ontology annotation, biological process: regulation of transcription by RNA polymerase II.